GCGUUUCUGGUGAGACCAACCUUUGGUUUAGGGUGGGGAGGAACCGCCUAACAGGCCGCUGUAGGCUCCCGAGGCCAGCAGAGACGCUGAGAGGGCUUUGCUAAGACAUCGUGCGCAGACGGCUGGAAGGCCCGACGCAGCGGCUGCUCUGGAUCUGCUGAGCAGCGAGAUCAGAGGCCAUGACUUGGCUCCUUUCCAGAGCAGGGGCUCUGGCCAUUUUAAUGGUGAUCGUAUUGGUUCAUGGAGAAUUGAGAGUAAAGACCAAAGGCCAGCACAGAGAAGAGAACGCCAUACAACAAGCCAAAAGGAGAUAUAAGCGUGAGUGGGUGAAGUUUGCAAAACCCUGCAGAGAAAGAGAAGACAACUCAAAAAGAAACCCAAUUGCCAAAAUUACUUCAGAUUUCCAAGCAACCCAGAAAAUUACCUACCGAAUUACUGGAAUGGGAAUUGAUCAGCCCCCUUUUGGAAUCUUUGUCGUUGACCGAAAUACUGGAGAAAUUAACAUAACAGCUAUAGUUGAUCGUGAAGAAACCCCCAGCUUCCAGAUCACAUGUCACGCUCUAAAUGCCUUAGGACAAGAUGUUGAGAAACCACUUAUAUUAACUGUCAAAAUUUUAGACGUCAAUGACAACGCGCCAGUAUUUUCACAAAGUGUAUUCACGGGUGAAAUUGAAGAAAAUAGCGCUUCAAACUCACUGGUGAUGAUACUAAACGCCACGGAUGCAGAUGAACCUAACCAUUUGAACUCUAAAAUUGCCUUCAAAAUAGUCUCUCAGGACCCUGCAGGCACAUCCAUGUUCCUCCUGAGCAGACACACUGGGGAACUCCGGACUCUGACCAAUUCUCUUGAUCGAGAGCAAGUUACCAGCUAUCGCCUGGUUGUGAGUGGUGCAGACAAAGAUGGAGAAGGACUAGCAACUCAAUGUGAAUGCAGCAUCAAGGUGAAAGAUGUCAACGAUAAUUUCCCAAUAUUCAAAGAAUCCCAGUAUUCAGCACGUAUUGAGGAAAACACUUUAAGUUCUGAGUUGCUUCGAUUUCAAGUAAUAGAUUGGGAUGAAGAGUUCACCGAUAAUUGGCUUGCAGUGUUUGACUUUACCUCUGGAAAUGAAGGAAAUUGGUUCGAAAUACAAACUGAUCCCAGAACUAAUGAAGGCAUCCUAAAGGUGGUUAAGGCUCUGGAUUAUGAACAACUACAAAAUGUGCAAUUUAGUAUUGCUGUCAAAAAUAAAGCUGAAUUUCACCAAUCGGUAAUCUCUCAAUAUCAAGUCCAGUCAACCCCAGUCACGAUUCAAGUAGUAAACGUGAAAGAAGGAAUUACAUUCCAUCCUGCUUCCAAGACAUUUACUGUGCAGAAAGGCCUAAGUAGUACAAAACUGGUCAAUUACAUCCUGGGAACAUAUCAAGCCACUGAUGAAGAUACUGGCCAGGCAGCCACAUAUGUCAAAUAUGCCAUGGGACGUAAUGAAGGUGGUUUGCUAAUUAUUGAUUCAAAAACUGCUCAAAUCAGAUUUGCCAAAAACAUCGAUCGGGACGUUUCUUUCAUAGUUAAUAAGACAAUCACAGCUGAGGUUCUGGCCAUAGACGAAAACACAGGUAAAACUUCGACAGGCACCAUCUAUGUUAAAGUACCUGAUUUUAAUGAAAAUUGUCCAACAAUUGUCCUGGAAAAGAAAGCAAUCUGUAGUUCGUCCCCUUCAGUGGUGGUCUCAGCUCGAGUAUUGGGCAAUGAUAAAUACACGGGCCCCUACACAUUUUCAGUGCAUGAGCAGCCUGUGAAACUGCCAGUCGUCUGGAGCAUCACAACACUGGAUGCUACCUCCGCACUUCUGAGCACCCAGCAGCAGCCGAUCCCUCCCGGAACAUACAGAGUCUCCCUCGCAGUGACGGACCCUCAGGACAGGCGGUGUGAGACCCCAGAGAGCUUGGCUCUGGAGGUCUGCCAAUGUGACAGCAGGGACGCCUGCGAGACCUAUGAUCCCAGCACGGACCCUGACGUCCUGCACGGGGAGAGGUCCUGGGCGAAGCUGGGGCCCGCCGCCAUCGGCCUGCUGCUGCUCGGCCUCCUGCUGCUGCUGGUGGCCCCCCUUCUGCUGCUGACCUGUGAUUGUGGGAUGGGCCCAAUUGGGGGAGUGACGGGUGGAUUUAUCCCAGUUCCUGAUGGCUCAGAAGGGACAAUUCAUCAGUGGGGAAUCGAAGGAGCCCACCCUGAAGACAAGGAAAUCACAAAUAUUUGUGUGCCACCUAUCACUGCCAAUGGAACUGAUUUCAUGGAAAAUUCUGAAGUUUGUACAAAUACAGGUGCCAGAGGGACAGUGGUGGAAGGAGCUUCCGGAAUAGAGCUGAUCACUAAGCUUGGAGCGGCUACAGGGUCAGGAGCAGCUGCUGGACUUAGCAUCAGCACUGCAGGACAGCCUGGCAUGGUGAGAGCAAGGCACUCCACUGGAGGAACACAUAAGGACAACAGCGAAGGAGCAAUAAGCAUGAAUUUCCUGGACUCCUACUUCUCUCAGAAAGCAUUUGCCUGUGCAGAGGAAGACGACGGCCGGGGGGCCAGUGACUGUUUGCUGAUCUAUGACAACGAAGGGGCGGGCGCCCCCAGUUCUCCCAUUGGCUCCCUGGGCUGCUGCAGUUUUAUUGCCGACGAGAUGGAUGACAGUUUCUUGGACUCACUUGGCCCCAAAUUUAAAAAGCUUGCAGAGAUAAGCCUUGGGAUUGAUGAUGAAGCCCAGCCCACUCAGCCGCCGGGGGGAGAGGGUGGUCCUGGGGACGCCUCCUGGGGCUCCUGGGAAGUGCAGCAGUCAGAAUCCAGUCGCGGUCAGGGUAUGUCAGGCAGCCAAGGAGCUUCUGCUUUGUCCGCUUCUGGCUGUGUCCUCCAACCAGCCAUCUCCAUCCCUGACCCAGGGCAGCAGGGUAGCUAUAUGGUGACAGAGACUUACUCAGCCUCUGGGUCCCUUGUGCAGCCCUCCACUGCAGUCUUUGAUCCACUUCUCAUGCAAAAUGUAACAGUGACAGAAAGAGUGAUCUGUCCCAUUUCCAGUGCUCCUGGCACCCCAUCUGCUCCAGCAGAGCUACGAGGGUCACGUAAUAUGGCCUGUACAGAAGAUCCUUGUUCCCAUCUGAUAUGACCGGAAUGAACUGAAAUAACAUACUGGCCAAAUAUGGAUAUUUGGACCAAAUUAUUCAAAACAGCAUAGCAGAGCUCACAGUAUUGGUCUAAUUUGGCAUUUAUUUGCUACUCUGAUAAACUGACCAUGAUUAGUUCAAAUUUUUCAAUUCACACCCCAAAACUAGAUAUGUUGUCACUGCUACUCCUCAAAUAAUAUUCAAGUGGUAGUAAAUUUUAAUGUUUUUUGAAAAAUCUUAAGCUCAGAUUCAGUGGGAAAAUUUCCCAACAGUAUUUAGACUUUUAUUUUUGCAGUGCCAAAGAAAAGUGUUUAUCACUUUAAAAUGUGAGGGUUUUAGUGGAUUAAACCCUUAGAGUCAAGUGCCCCACUUCUUGUCCCUGUCCCCUUUUCUUACACCCUUAAUAAUGACACGAGAGUCAUAGGUCUUCGCUAAAGCGUCGUGAGCUGCUUGGAAAAAAGGAAAUGCUCCCGCUGCGCUUUUCCCAUCUUCCUGGUGUGGGGAGACCCUAGCACAUCCUGUUCAAGCUAAGGGCUGUCGGCUCAUGCAUCAAACUUGCUGUAUGUAUAUUCUGCAUACUCCCACAGUAAGACAAUUUUAAAAUAGAAGUAUCAUAGGACAUUUAGGGGAGUUUAGUAUGGUGUAAAUAUUAUGAGUGUUUUUUUAAAUCACUUUGAAAAGAUUUAUGCAAAGAAAAGUUUCAUACUGAGCUCCCUCCUGCACGUUUCUCAAUAACAAACCUGUGUUAAUGGUCUUUGAAAAUUACUCUUUAUUUUUUAAAUGUCAAUGGGUAGAUGUAACAGACAUUUGACAUAUAGUGAUGUUUAUUGUGUUAACAAUGUCUGCGCACUUUGUGGAAAUACAAACCAUGACUUUUCUCACAAGCAAAAGAGACCUCUGCCUAGAAUAACACAUGGUGAGAUGUAUGAAUAUGUAUUAUAAGCAGCAUUUCAGGUCAAAAAGGGAUAUGGGAGGGGAUUUUCAGUAGCCUCUGUUAGUUAUUAAGCCUUACUCUUUUUAAAUUAAACAGCUGUGGAAAUUUAAUUCUUGAGCAUAACAAUGUAAGGUCACAAAGGUGUGGAAUCUGUCACUUCAUAUGUGUUACUGCAGUCAUGAUGCAGUUCUUCCAAUCACUUACGGCCAUUCAAGAUCUUUAGCCUUUGGCCCACAGAGAGCCCCACCUCAUUACUGACAUUAUUAUCUUAGCGGAGUCUUUACAAGGUCAUCGUCUAGCUCUAUUACCUCUAACUGUACAGAAAAUACUCUUUUCUGGUUUUUUCCAUAGUCAAAUUCCAUAUGUGUUUUUCCAGAUGGAAUGCAAAGUAAUAAACUGUUUGUGUUUAACCCAGAGGGAUGCAGUUCUAAGGGUACCUGGGGGCGUGAGACCCCCUAAAUGUACCUACAUUUAGCAUCCUUCCCCCUUCCUGGCACCAUGGCUACCUGGAUGACACAUGCUAGGCCAGCCCCAGAGGCACAGGCCACCUGUUCUUCCAAGCCGAGGGGGGCCAGCAGGGCCAGCAGUGUGCCCCUGCCAAGUAAGGAGCAGCCUGGCAGCUCCUGUGGAGGUGGCCCCGCUCUCCCCACCGGAGCCUCUCCUCAGCAGAGCUCGCGUGGGGGUCUGGGGCACACACACUUGGUAUGUGCCUCUGUUGAUGCAGGAGAAUUAAGUUAGUACCAUAAUAACCCUUAUUCUAAGUUCAAAAGUGUUUUCAGGAUUCUUUAAGUAUUUUAACAUUGCCUCUCAAAGCCCAAUAUAUCCUGAAAUGAGAAUUUUGCGGCAUGUCAAACUGCACAGGAAACCAUGCCAUCAUAGGCUUUGUAAGGGAAAAACCCAAAGUAAGUGUGUUUUAAAAUAAAAAUAGAUCAAUCUGUCUAGGAGGACCUAAAAUUGAUUUACCAUGUAAAAUUAAACCCAAAGCAAAAAUGUAUCUGUAUUUUUUCACCAAAAAUAAAAAUUGUUUUAAGCAGAAAA
This is a messenger RNA of Manis pentadactyla (Chinese pangolin), 5095 nucleotides long. It is a transcript of the gene DSG3, whose product is annotated as desmoglein 3. The transcript is spliced from 16 exons. Gene Ontology annotation, biological process: homophilic cell-cell adhesion. Gene Ontology annotation, cellular component: plasma membrane; desmosome. The record is from RefSeq and is a predicted model, not a curated record. Lineage: Eukaryota; Metazoa; Chordata; Mammalia; Pholidota; Manidae. Bases 180 to 3125 code for a protein of 981 amino acids. Gene Ontology annotation, molecular function: calcium ion binding.